Prorocentrum cordatum is the source of this 1137-nucleotide messenger RNA. The record is from the annotation of a GenBank genome assembly. Lineage: Eukaryota; Dinophyceae; Prorocentrales; Prorocentraceae.
GCUGUUCCUCGUCUCAUUGCAUUCCUUCCCUCCCUCCCUUCCUGUCCCUCCGCGCGGGGGCCGCUGCAUGUCUCUGUGGCGGUCUGGGUGCAGCAACGCCUGUGGCUCUGGCCACUCCGGCUCGCGCGAGUCGCACAGCUGUGCCGGCGAGCCGCCUCCGCAGGAGGAGGUCGACCUGCUCCGCAAGGGCGGGCACGAGGCGCUGUUGAGGGCGUGCACCGUGCCGCCAGUGGCCGAGGAGGGCGACCGGCAGGCUGUUCAGGUGGUCGUGGAUGCCUCCAGGGAGGUGCUCGAGGAGAGGUCGAGCUCACGCCCAGGACAGUCCUUCUGCACGUAUACGACCUCAACGCGGGCCUCACGAGGGCCAACGAGGUACUGAACUUCACCCCGGCUGGGAUGGCCGUCGGGGGCGCGUUUCACGCCGGCGUGGAGGUAUACAUGAGCGAGUGGUCAUAUGGUAGCUAUGGCGUGUGCAGCUCUCUGCCCAGGACCGCCCUCGGCCACGUCUACCAGUGCAGCAUCCUCCUGGGGCCGACCAGGCUGGGGCUGCUCGAGUUCGUGGCGGUGCUUCGCCAGCUCUGCGACGAGUGGUGCGCCGCCGACUACCAGGUGCUCGACCGUAACUGCUGCAGCUUCGCCGCGGAGCUGGUCAAGCACCUGGGGGUGGGCCCGAUGCCACCCUGGGUGAACCGCUUCGCGCGGCUGGGGCAGGACGCGAGAGACAGCUGGACGAAUUUCCGCGGCCUCUUCACGGAGCGAGGGCUCGUCGGCAGGCUGACCUCGCGCGGCGGGCAGGCGAGCCCGUCCGACACCUCGGACUCGGAGUCGGAGCCAGAGCCCGCUGCGGGCGAGGCGGCCCGCCCGCUGCCCCUGCCCCCGCCGAGCCCUGGCCACCAGGUGCUCGACCGCGACCCUGCCCGGCAGCCCGCCUGCCAGACCGCCCCGCCCAACCACUCGCGCCCAGGCGGCGCCGACGGCGCGCCCUGCGGCACCGCCCCCGCCCCGCAGCAGCGCGCCGCAGUCCCAGCAGGGCAGCGCGCGCCGGCCGCGAGGCCCCCGCAGCCCCCGGCGCCGCAGCAGCAGUGGCACCAGCAGCCACCCGCGCCGCCGCCCGCGCGGCAGCCCGUGCCGCCGCCC